UCCAGGUCGAGGCGUGCCACAGAAAAGCUUGAACGUGCCGAGAAUUUGGAAUCGCUUCUCGGAUAUGAGGGUGCGGGUGCCACCGCACAUUAUCGGGCGUUCUGGCAACUUCUGGGACACGAUUGGGGCUUUACCACGCGACAAUUUCGACCACCCCCAGAUCCAAUUAAUGCGAUGCUCUCACUUGGAUACACACUCCUGCAUAAUCAUGUUUACGCCUUCAUCAGUGUUGUCGGGUUAGACCCGUACUGUGGGUAUUUCCAUCAACCCAAGCAUGGACACGCCGCAUUAGCAUCCGAUUUAAUGGAGGAGUUCCGACAGAUUAUUGUCGAUGGAUAUGUGCUUUCCGUCAUCAACAACAAUCGGGUCCGCCCUGAGGAUUUUGAACAGACGAACAAAGGUAUCCGUUUCACCAAGGAAGCGUUGGAUCGAUUCUUGACUGGAUAUUAUGGUCGGAUGCAACAGACGUUUCAACACCCUACACGGAAUGAGAAGACGACCUAUCUUCGUUGUAUUGAACUUCAGGUCAGGCAUCUGGCUCGCGUCGUUACGGGUGAGGAUCCCGUAUAUAAACCAUUUAUAGUAAAGUCCAAAAAUAUGUGGACAGUUCGUCAGUGA
Messenger RNA from Geodia barretti, 618 nucleotides. NCBI's taxonomy places the organism in Eukaryota, Metazoa, Porifera, Demospongiae, Tetractinellida, Geodiidae. The record is from the annotation of a GenBank genome assembly.